Molecule: messenger RNA, 1996 nt
Organism: Diorhabda carinulata
Lineage: Eukaryota; Metazoa; Arthropoda; Insecta; Coleoptera; Chrysomelidae
Product: zinc finger TRAF-type-containing protein 1 homolog
Exons: 7
Coding region: 319-1410 (363 amino acids)
Cellular component (GO): nucleus
Molecular function (GO): zinc ion binding
Source: RefSeq, a predicted model, not a curated record
UUGAAAUUCAAUUUGUCAGUCGUCAAUAUUUCAUAUUAUAAAGUUGUUUGCACAAAUAGUAAUAAUUAGACAUGUCAGUGAAUUAAGUAAUAAGAAUAUAUUUAUGUUGCAAACACUAUACUAUACUCGUAAUUCAAAAGAUUGACAACGUCUGGCAUUUACAAAAACAAAGAUGACUGUAGGCGUGGUUGUUAGUUCGUUCAAACGAUUUUGGUGGGGCGAGGGAAGCGUGCUGAAGUUCGUGUCAAAUCGUCACGUCAGCUGUUUUCUGGUUUUGUGUGGUAGUGGAGGUCCUCUCAGCUGUUUUGUGUUUAGGUAAUGAUAGAAUUGGCCAUUAACGAAGAUAUUAAUCCCCUAGAUAUGUCUGAAACCCAACCGACAUCAUCAAGUAAUGAGCAUAUUGAUCAAAUUAUUGAAAGUGUUGAAAAACAAGAUGAAUUUCUGGAACCUGACAUUAAAAAAAGAAAAUUAUUUAACAAAUCAGAUGAAAAGAAGUACAAAUUAGAAGAGCGGCUGGGAGGAAUUUUGUGCUGCGCAGUUUGUUUGGAUCUACCUAGAGCUGCCGUUUAUCAGUGCAGCAAUGGUCACUUAAUGUGUGCCGGAUGCUUUACACAUGUAUUGGCCGAUGCAAGGCUCCGAGAUGAGACAGCCACUUGUCCCAGUUGUCGAGUGGAAAUUAGUAAAACAACGGCCACUAGAAAUUUGGCCGUAGAAAAUGCUGUAUCGGAGUUACCGGCUGAAUGUCAAUAUUGUAACAAACAAUUUCCUAGAAAUUCUUUGGCGAGACAUGAAGAAACCGAAUGUGAAGAAAGAAUUUCAGGUUGCAAAUACAGUCGUAUAGGUUGUCCGUGGAGAGGUCCGUUACAUGAAAGAUCCGAACAUGAAAAAGAAUGCGUUCAUCCGAAUCGUUCAGGAGCAGACGUUAUGGAGGCGUUGAAAGUUAUAGAUCAGGAGAUGAACGAAGAACGUGUGAUGUAUGACAGUAUAUUUGAGUUGUUGGGAUACGAGAAAAUUACCUUCAAUGAUGUGCAAUUAAAACCUUAUCGUACAGAUGAAUUUGUUCAUCGGUUAUUUUAUGAAUCAUCAAGAUUUUCUGCUUUUAAUAACCAAUGGGUAGUGAAAGCAAGAAUAAAUAACAACCAAAAAGAUCCCACUCAGAGCUCUGAAAGAGAUAUGUCCUACCAAUUGAUUUUAAAAUCAAAGUCCACUAAACCUUUAAAUUUAAGUUAUAUAGUAUUGAAGGGACCUGUUGGUGAUAUUAAUGUAAAACCAAGAAUACACGAGUUUGAAUUUACUGAACAAAAUAACGAAACGCCAUUCGUAAAAUUACCUUUACCAGAUACUCCUGAAUGUAAUCGGUUAUUGGCAGCAACCACAAUAAAUUUCAGGUUGAUAAUGUUUUCAAAGUAAACAUUUUAACUACACCAAAUGAUGUAAGAUAUUUUUCCACUCUAAUUUAAAUUAUGUAAUAAAUUCCUUGUGAAAUCUAGGGGAUUUUAAGGAUUCCAAUUAUUUGUUUUACUGGUGGAUCUCCAUUAUUAAUUGUAAAUUAUUUUUGUUUUUAUGACUUUAUCUGAAAAAAAAAGGUUUUUUUGUUAUCCAUAAAUUAUCAUGUAUGAAACUGAUAGAAUUUAUAUGCUCUCUAUGUAUAACACUAGAAUUUAUAACAAGUCCAUUCUUUAUAUUUUUUUUUAUUUUUCGACGCAUUCACAAAAUUAUUGUUUUUUUUUAUUUUUCAAAAUCAUUUUUAGUAAACUUCAAUUUAUUAAUGAAAAAAAUUUUAAAAUAUAUCACAAUCUUUCUAUGCACAUAUAGUAUGUUUAAAUAAAUCACAUCAGGAAUGUGCAUUUCUUAAAUUAUAUAUAUAAAUAUUUAGUCAUUUUAUACCCCAACACACAUAUUUAUUUUUUCAUUAUUUUUAUUAAUGUAGAAUAUUUACUUUAUUUACACUUUAUUUUAAAUUAUAAGGGUUGGGUUAGAAAUAAAAAAUGAAAAA